AGCGUCUGUUAGGGACAGAGGCGGAGGCUGGGCUGAGGGGGCUGUUUUCCUACAGCUGAGGCAGGAGCAGCCUGGGCCUGUCUGAUCUCUGAAGGCCCUGCUGGGCUCAGGGAAAGGCUCCCUUGUUGGCCCCUGCAGAGCCUCUCCCUCCCCAAGCAGCAGCAGCUGCCUUGGCUUCCUGGUGGUGCUUUGCCGGCUGUUGCUGAGGUGUGCGUGUGCUCUGCUUCCUCCCUGCCCUGUGUGCCAGGUGCAGCCCCAGGCUCGAGCCAUGUCGUGCCCUGAGAAGUGCCAGCAGUGCCAGCCCUGCAACCCUUGCUGCCAGCCCUGCGGCCCGACCCCGCUGGCCAACAGCUGCAAUGAGUGCUGUGUCAGGCAGUGCCAGAGCUCCACCGUCGUCAUUGAGCCGCCGGCUGUGCUGGUGACCCUGCCCGGGCCCAUCCUCAGCUCCUUCCCACAGAACACCGUGGUGGGAUCCUCCACCUCCGCUGCCGUUGGCAGCAUCCUCAGCUGUGAUGGAGUGCCCAUCAACUCCGGGGGCUUUGACCUCUCCUGCAUCACCAGCUGCUACCGUGGCAGAUGUCCCCCCUGCUAAAGCCCCUGCAAACCUCCUUGGCCAACAACCUGCAAGACCUCUCAUCAUGCUGCUGCACUGAAAACACAACGCUGGGACAUUGCAUUUAGACUUUAGGGCUCUUGUUUCCUUCUUCUCCUCUCUUCUCUCUCUUCCCUUCCUUUCCUGUCAUCACCACCCAAUGCCACCCUCCUGGGGACUUUUGGCCUCCCUGCCUCUGCAGCCCAGGCAGAGGGACACCCCCCCUGCAUCUUCGGGCCUGCUGCUGGUGCCCUCUGUGAGCCACCUCCUUUGCUUCUUUAGACUCAAUAAAGUUGUUUUGCAUCCAA
Pseudopipra pipra is the source of this 900-nucleotide messenger RNA. Its product is annotated as feather keratin Cos2-2-like. Lineage: Eukaryota; Metazoa; Chordata; Aves; Passeriformes; Pipridae. Bases 269 to 592 code for a protein of 107 amino acids. The transcript has a single exon. Gene Ontology annotation, cellular component: intermediate filament. The record is from RefSeq and is a predicted model, not a curated record. Gene Ontology annotation, molecular function: structural constituent of cytoskeleton.